AUGACAUCGUGCUUAUAUGUAACACCCGACAUCGAGCAGGCUGAACAAAUGUUGGUCGAAUUCGAUAACGCUUGCGUAAAGGUCGAACAACGGCUGAACCUAAAGAAGACGAUGUUCAUGCGAAACGGAUUGGUACCUGAUGCUUCCUCCAUGCUGAACGGAACGAAAUCUCUGAUUGCUCUAGCUACGCGUAUCUAUUAA
Molecule: messenger RNA, 201 nt
Organism: Haemonchus placei
Lineage: Eukaryota; Metazoa; Nematoda; Chromadorea; Rhabditida; Trichostrongylidae
Source: the annotation of a GenBank genome assembly